UCUGUCGAAGGCGACGCGAGUCACUCGCUCGACCUCGUCACCCUCGGCUCGGUCCGGGGGAUAAGAGUUUGGGGAUCGGCGCCUCGGCGGAGGCGGCGUGGGAUGGCGCCGCGGAGAGGGAGGGUGGAGAUGCGGCGGAUCGAGGACCGGACGAGCCGCCAGGUGCGCUUCUCCAAGCGACGGAGCGGGCUCUUCAAGAAGGCCUUCGAGCUCGCCGUGCUCUGCGAUGCCGAGGUCGCCCUCCUCGUCUUCUCCCCCGGGGGGAAGCUCUACGAGUUCUCCAGCGUCUCCAGCCUGGAGAGUACACUAGAUCGGUACCAGACAUUUACGAAUGCAGAAAAUGUUGUUCGCAAGCUUGAUGAUAAUGCACAGAAUCGUGAUGAAGAAUUUGCUCUUCUAGAAGCUAAUUCCAAAGUUCUGGAGAUCGGGAAAAGACUUGUCGAAACAAAUUUGGCAGAGAUGAAUGCUGAAGAACUUGGAAAAUUGGAGGAAGACUUAUGUUCUGCACUAAAAUGGGCAACAUCAAGAAAGAAACAAUUAAUGACGGGCUCACUAAACAGGCCGGAAAAGGAGUUGUUGCCAAUAAAGAUUCAGUUCGCGACUUCCGAGUCAUGCCCACUGAGACCUUCCAAAGACCACUUGAUUCUUGGUUGCUCGAUACUAUUAUCUACCUUUUGACUGAGAGAAGGCAGAAAUAGGUAAGAAAAGUCUAUCGAAUCUCCCAUCCUGAUUCCAAACCUAAAUUCCUCGUGAUAAUUUCAUUGUAGCAGCAUGCUCCUAAAUCCAAGAAAAGACUUGCUUCCAUGCACCUAGACACAGUUUCGUUCUUAAUUGUUCUCGACUAUAUCAAUUUGCCAUCUCAAGAAGAUUUCUUGGCCUCUCAAGUUAGGACUUUUAUGAGGUUUCAGCCAUUAGAUUCAUCUAAGAAACACAUGAAAGGGCACGAUAGCUGCAGGGUGUAGAUGUCCUCCUGUUCGUUUUGCAUUACCAACCAUGGUUGCAUGAGAUCAUACCUUAACAGAAGACCUGCGUGCACCCACGGAGAUGAAUUCCUGCACCUUUGUCGUUGAUCGAGCAUCCAACGUCGCUCAUCUUCCUUCAUCCCGUGCAUGCUCUGUUCCUCCUCCUCAUCUUCCUUCCAUGCUCU
Molecule: messenger RNA, 1147 nt
Organism: Musa acuminata subsp. malaccensis (wild Malaysian banana)
Lineage: Eukaryota; Viridiplantae; Streptophyta; Magnoliopsida; Zingiberales; Musaceae
Source: RefSeq, a predicted model, not a curated record